ACUCACAACUCACACCUACCAACUCUGGUCGACUUCUCCCAAGAUAAAGCCGAGGGAUCGAAGCCUUCCAUUAGCCUAAACAAAAAAGAACAUCACCAAUCCAAAAAUGUUGCCGGCAACGAUGAUCGGAAGUAGUGCACUAACAGGUAUGUGGGGCGCAAAUAUCGGCUCUACCAUAGCCAGCUUCAUGUUUGUGUGGAUGAUCAUUCGCCAAUAUUGUCCUUACGAGCUUCGCCGCUUCUUUGAAAAAUACACACGCAGACUUACGGGCUACUUCUAUCCCUAUAUUCGGAUUUCCUUCCACGAGUUCAGACGAGAAAGGCUCAGGCGUAGCGAAGCCUAUGCAGCUGUUGAGGCAUACCUUAGCGCCAACACUUCCAAGAGCGCUAAAAGGCUCAAAGCUGAGAUGGGCAAAGAUAGUAGCAGCCUGAUGUUGAGUAUGGACGAGCAUGAGAGAGUCACCGACGAGUUUCAAGGCGCCAAAGUCUGGUGGCUGUCAACCAAAGUCGUUGCGUCCUCAGCAACGAGGUCCACGCCAUAUUACCCUGAGCCGGAGAAGAGGGUCUACAAGCUCACGUUUCAUAACAAGUACCGUGAGAUUAUCACUGAGUCAUACUUGGAGCAUGUUCUGAGUAGGGGGAAGGAGAUUCGAGUAAGGAAUAGGCAGAGGAAGCUCUACACAAAUACUCCUGCUCACAGGUACUUUCCCAGCCACAAGCAAACCAUGUGGAGUCAUAUCGUGUUUGAGCACCCGGCAACCUUUGAAUCGAUGGCGAUGGAGCCGGAGAAGAAGCGGGAGAUCGUUGAAGAUUUGUUGACUUUCAGCAAGAGUAAGGACUUCUACGCAAAGAUUGGGAAGGCGUGGAAGAGGGGUUAUCUACUCUAUGGGCCACCGGGGACAGGGAAGUCGACGAUGAUUGCAGCAAUGGCUAAUUUGUUGAACUAUGAUGUCUACGAUCUUGAGCUCACGGCAGUGAAGGACAACACGGAGCUGAGGAGGCUUUUGAUCGAGACGACCAGUAAGUCUAUCGUUGUGAUUGAGGACAUUGAUUGCUCACUUGAUCUUACUGGUCAGAGGAAGAAGAAAACAGAGAAAUCUUCAGAUGAUGAGAACGAGAAGUUGGGAAAGGAAAUUGCCAAGAAAGAAGCAAAGGAAGAGGGCAGCGGGAGCAAAGUCACUCUUUCAGGGCUGUUGAACUUCAUUGAUGGGCUGUGGUCUGCUUGCGGGGGAGAAAGGCUGAUUGUUUUCACUACUAAUUAUGUGGAGAAGCUGGAUCCGGCACUCAUUAGAAGGGGUAGAAUGGACAAGCAUAUUGAGCUCUCCUACUGCAGUUUUGAGGGGUUCAAGGUGUUUGCAAAGAACUACCUGGAUCUUGAAAUCCAUCCCAUGUUUGAUGCUGUUGAGAGGUUGAUGGGGGAGACCAAGAUCACCCCUGCUGAUGUUGCGGAGAACCUUAUGCCAAAGUCCCCAAUGGAUGAUGCAGAGAAAUGUCUAUCGAGCUUGAUACAGGCUCUUGAGGAAGCGAAGGAAGAAGAGGCGAAGAAGAAAGAUGAAGUCGUGAAAGAGAAAGAUGCAUCCAUGGAAGAUGCUGUCCAGUCUCAAGUGGACGAAGAAACUGAAAAACCACUGUAAAUUAGAAAUGCUCAAUUUGGAAAUAAUAAUUUUCGCCUAAAAUAGUUUUCGUGAAAAA
Messenger RNA from Alnus glutinosa, 1691 nucleotides. Its product is annotated as AAA-ATPase ASD, mitochondrial-like. The transcript has a single exon. Bases 107 to 1633 code for a protein of 508 amino acids. Gene Ontology annotation, molecular function: ATP hydrolysis activity; ATP binding. Lineage: Eukaryota; Viridiplantae; Streptophyta; Magnoliopsida; Fagales; Betulaceae. The record is from RefSeq and is a predicted model, not a curated record.